CAUACUCUCUCUCUCUCUCUCUAAAAUCGUUUGCAGCAGUAGAGAAACCAAUCGGAAUGGGGUCCCCACGCGAGGAGCACGUGUACAUGGCCAAACUGGCGGAGCAGGCCGAGCGCUACGAGGAGAUGGUGGAGUUCAUGGAGAAGGUCGUCGGCGCCGUUGACGGCGACGAGCUCUCCGUCGAGGAGCGCAACCUCCUCUCCGUCGCCUACAAAAACGUCAUCGGCGCUCGGCGCGCCUCCUGGCGCAUAAUCUCCUCCAUCGAGCAGAAGGAGGAGAGCCGCGGCAACGACACUCACGUCUCCUCCAUCAAAACCUACAGAUCUAAGAUCGAGUCCGAGCUCUCCUCCAUCUGCGACGGCAUACUCAACCUCCUCGACACCAAACUCAUCGGAUCCGCCGCUACCGGCGACUCCAAGGUCUUUUACUUGAAGAUGAAGGGCGAUUACCAUCGCUACUUGGCCGAAUUUAAGACUGGAUCCGAGCGCAAGGAUGCCGCUGAGAACACUCUCUCCGCUUACAAGUCUGCUCAGGAGAUUGCUAAUACCGAGCUUGCCCCAACACAUCCGAUCCGGCUUGGGCUAGCACUUAACUUCUCAGUCUUCUACUACGAGAUUCUCAAUUCCCCUGACCGAGCUUGUAAUCUCGCCAAACAGGCUUUUGAUGAGGCCAUUGCGGAGUUGGACACUCUAGGAGAAGAAUCAUACAAAGAUAGCACCUUGAUCAUGCAGCUUCUCCGCGACAACCUUACUUUGUGGACCUCGGACAUGCAUGAAGACGAAGAUAUCAAGGACGCAGCACCAAAGCCUGACAACGAAUAGCUGCAUUCGGGUCCUGUAUCUGGGUGUCUUGCUAUUGUCUCUAUAGUAGUCUUACAGUCUUCUUUGAAGCGACCCCUUCGCUUCAUGAUUCUUCGCCUUUCAUUUCCUUGCUAAACUCUGAUUAUGUAUGUGCCCAAUUUGCUUCUAUAAUUUGUGCCGAUUUCUCUUCU
Molecule: messenger RNA, 991 nt
Organism: Salvia hispanica
Lineage: Eukaryota; Viridiplantae; Streptophyta; Magnoliopsida; Lamiales; Lamiaceae
Product: 14-3-3-like protein 16R
Source: RefSeq, a predicted model, not a curated record